AUGAGCGGAGGGGAACGCAAGGGGGGUGUCGGGUCCCAAGGUGACGAUGACGAGGAAGGCAAGCCGUCGGGCGCGGCUGGUCCUGCUGGGUCUGGAGGUAGCGGAGAGGACAUGAAGCCCAGCGGUUCAGGCUCAGGUGCGGGUCCCAAGCCGAGUGGAGAGGCUCCGACCAUCCCGGCCGCGGGAGACCCUAUGAGUGAUAUGACCACCCCUGCUGUACCGGAUGAGGAGGGGAGCGAGAACGAUGAUGAGAUCGAUGAGCCGAUGGGGGACGACGAGGGAUCAGAGGAUGACGGUGCUGGCGAUGAAUCGGAGGAUGGUGAUGAAGCGCCGGAAGGAAUGGAAUGCUAG
Messenger RNA from Dioszegia hungarica, 351 nucleotides. RefSeq lists its product as uncharacterized. The coding region runs from base 1 to 351 and encodes 116 amino acids. The transcript has a single exon. Lineage: Eukaryota; Fungi; Basidiomycota; Tremellomycetes; Tremellales; Bulleribasidiaceae. The record is from RefSeq and is a predicted model, not a curated record.